Messenger RNA from Trachymyrmex septentrionalis, 3264 nucleotides. It is a transcript of the gene SRPK, whose product is annotated as SRSF protein kinase 3. Gene Ontology annotation, molecular function: protein kinase activity; ATP binding. Gene Ontology annotation, biological process: spliceosomal complex assembly; protein phosphorylation; regulation of mRNA processing. The record is from RefSeq and is a predicted model, not a curated record. The coding region runs from base 119 to 2083 and encodes 654 amino acids. NCBI's taxonomy places the organism in Eukaryota, Metazoa, Arthropoda, Insecta, Hymenoptera, Formicidae. The transcript is spliced from 6 exons.
GACGAGGACAACGACGACGACGACGGAGCAGGCGGAGGCAGCGGCGGCGGCGGCGGCGGCGGCGAACGGGGCACCGGCGGUGAUCGAGUUUGGCGCGGGAGUCCAGUUGAUCGGUGGGAUGAGCGCCAAAACCGAUGUCAACAGGCGGGUACUCGCGAUCCAGGCUAAGAAGAAGCGGCACAAGCCCAGCAAGCGCAAGGGCAAAGCCAAUUCCCAGAGCGAGCAAGACGCGCAGAGUUCCAAGGGGCCGCGUGUUACCAGUCAGGUAACGGCUACCGCGACCACCGCCACCACAACCACCGCCACCACUACUACCACCACCACCACCUACGAGUAUGCUUCGGACGGACCCCCGCAGCGCGCUUAUAACAGCGACAAUGGGACCAGAUUGGUACCAUGUCAUAGUUCCAGCAAUGAAACGAUAGAGGACGAUGAUGCAUUCAGUACUGAGGAUGAAGAGCAGGAGGAUAGCAGUGACUACUGUAAAGGCGGAUACCAUCCUGUGAAGAUAGGAGAUCUCUUUUUAAAUCGCUAUCACGUCACUCGUAAGCUUGGCUGGGGUCACUUCUCCACUGUAUGGCUCUGUUGGGAUUUGCAGGAUAAACGUUUUGUGGCGCUUAAAAUAGUGAAAUCCGCAUCCCAUUUCACUGAGACUGCAUUGGAUGAAAUUAAAUUAUUAAAAGAUGUGCGCGAUACGGAUCCCACCGAUCCUAAGCGCAAUAAGACCGUCCAAUUGCUCAAUGACUUCAAGAUCAGCGGCAUUAACGGCCUGCAUGUUUGCAUGGUAUUUGAAGUGCUUGGACAUAAUCUUCUUAAAUUGAUUAUCAAGUCGAACUACAGAGGAAUUCCAAGAAAUAACGUUAAACGCGUCAUCAGACAAGUUCUCGAAGGUCUCGACUAUCUUCAUAAUAAAUGUAAAAUUAUUCAUACAGACAUUAAACCUGAGAAUGUUCUUGUAUGCGUCGAUGAGACUUACAUACGAAAAUUAGCUUGUGAAGCGACAGAAUUGCAUUCUAUGGGAGCGAAGUUACCGGUGUCUCUGAUUUCUACCGCGCCGAAGGAGUUUCAAGAACCGAUACCAAAUUCCAAAAUGUCCAAGAACAAGAAGAAGAAAUUAAAGAAGAAAGCCAAGCGCCAGAACGAACUCUUAAAGAAGCAGAUGGAGCAAAUCGAGGAGUUAGAGGAACAAAUUAAACUUGCGAAUAGCAUGAGAGAAAACGGGGAAAUUGAAACGAAUAGUCUAGACCAAGAUCUCAAUACAGAGAGCGUAGAGGACAAUACGGAGAGCAAAGGUUCUCCAGAUAUCUCAGAGCCAUCCGCGCCUUCCUUACACAUGAAUGGAGUAGAUGGUUUAGCGGGUGGUGAAAAGAUACAAAAUCCAUCGCCUGAACAAUCUGAAAAGAUGGACAACGUCACUUUGUGCGAGGUGGAGAAAAGCUGUGGCGAAGGUAUAUUAUUACCUGAUCCCGAUGACACUGACGAAUGUAGCGAAGGUCGUAGAUCAUUAAAUCCACCGGAGAGUAAGCAAUUGAAACGAGCAUCCAUGUCUCCUCUGGAUCCUGCUAUAAUGGACUGUGAAAUAGAAGUAAAGAUAGCAGAUCUCGGGAACGCAUGCUGGGUUCAUAAAAAAUUCACGGACGAUAUUCAAACUCGUCAGUAUAGGUCGCUCGAGGUUCUAUUAGGUUCUGGAUAUGACACCUCUGCCGAUAUAUGGUCGACCGCUUGCAUGGCGUUUGAAUUGGCGACUGGCGAUUAUCUUUUUGAACCGCACAAUGGCAAAGAUUACUGCAGAGAUGAAGAUCAUUUGGCUCAUAUUAUCGAAUUGCUGGGAGAAAUACCGAGACGUAUCGCUCUCUCGGGGAAGAACUCAAGGAUAUACUUCAACAGGAAGGGUGAAUUAAAGCAUAUUACCGGAUUGAAACCAUGGGGUCUAUACGAAGUAUUAACAGAGAAAUAUGAGUGGACGCCGAGCGAAGCACGCGAGUUCGCAGAGUUCCUAAUACCGAUGCUCGAGUUCAAUCCGAGCAUGCGAGCUACCGCAGCUGAGUGCCUGAAGCAUCCGUGGCUGCAAAUCAAAAAGUGAUCGCGUUUUUUAUUGUUUUAUCUGUAAUAUCCCCACAACUUUCACCCCGGUCCUACCGCCCAGUCGCAAUCGUAAAUCGAGAGUGUGAUAGGAAGCCGAAAACACUUGUAAACAUCAGGUGUUAUUUCCGUACUGAAAAUCAUAAUUCAGCGACUCAAUUUGCAUACGAAGAGCAAAGUGCGUUGUUUCAAGAGCGCGUACACAUACACAUAUACACACUAGAAAACUGUUUGAUAUAAUAUGAAUUACAGAAAUAAAUUGUAACAUACAUUGUUAUAUUAAUCAUACGUACGCUACAAGCGUGUCUCCGCGUGGGUAAUGUUACGAAACUGAAAACGUUUCGAAAAGAUUGUUAUAUACCCUUUACAAAUGGUGAUUUGACAAUAUUGCGGAAGUCGCCUCAAGGAAAGUCGCCUCUCGAAUACAGCGAGCGAAGUGUCGCAAAAUCCGGAUAUUGUUAGAGAAAAAGAUCUUGCAACAUUCCGCUGAUUUCCACGUAAAGAAAAAAAAAAACGGCCGCGCGCGUGCUUCCUAACGUAACACUCUCAACACAUCGGCUGACCAUUUGUAGUUGUACACUUGUUAAAUCGUGUUUUUAAUUAGUGAUGCAAGAACUUAAAUUAAAAAGAAAUUUUUCAUAGUACUUUAUAUAUACAUUAUUUUACACACAUUCGUGUCGCAUUCUUCGUACUCGUCAUUUAAUUUAUCUAUGAAUAUAUUUCAAGAGUCGUGGGAUCUACUCGUAAUGCGCUGUGAAAAUAUUGGCGGACUCGAUAUCGUGUUUGGUUUAAAAUUAGGACUCAUUGCCUUGACUCAGUUAUCCGUGUGUACUUUUAUAUAUCGCACACACUGGUCGCUGUAAAUUCUUGCCAACAAACUCGUGAAGUCGCAACAGGACAGAAAUGGCUACUUAAUUAAUAUUUUACGUCUACCUCAAUAUAUAUGAGCCGGUUAGAAAUACUCAUCAGCAGAUGCACAUAACGAGGAACCGCAUUGAAAUAAAUGUAAAUUGAAUUAGAGGGGGUCUAUAUAUUGUAUAGAUAAUUAAGAGUCGAUCGCUGGAUUCUUGGAAUAUAUAAUUUAUACGGGCGCUAAUUGAGAUAAGACAAUAUUGCAUGCAUAUAUGCGUUCUAGGAUUUUAUUUUUCGUCUAAUUUGAAGUUUCAUAUAAAAUCUCAGAAU